UUGUGUUCUGGCUCUGAGUAAACCAAAAACUUGUAUUCUCAGAAUGUUUAAAUACUUUGUGUUUGCCGUUUUUUGCAUUUGCAGCUCCGCCGCAGCUCCAGGAUAUCUAGGUGGCUUGGCCGCUGCUCCAGCUCCUGCAAUAUCGUAUGGUCAUGCCUUGUCAGGACCGUCGAUUGCAUCAUAUGGCUUAGCGGCUCCUCAACUCAGUUAUGCUGCUCCUGCUUUGGCUCAUGGACCUGUCUUGGCUCAUUCCUCGAUCUCGUUGGGACCAAAAAUUAGCUAUGCUUCACCAGCUCUGGCCGCCGCUCCAUUAGGACUAGCGCAUGCUCCUCUAAGACUAGCACAUGCUCCUCUGGGAUUAGCACAUGCUCCUCUGGGAUUAGCACAUGCCCCUCUUGGAUUAUCGCAUGGUUCCUUGGCGUCUCCCUAUGGAUUGGGUUUGGGAUACAGAUCUAUUGCUGCUCCGGCUUUGUCUGCCCCAGCAUUGGGCUUAGCCCAUGGCUGGUAAGGUUAAAGUUAUAAUGGUUGCUUAAUUUUGGUCAAAAAUUAA
Molecule: messenger RNA, 550 nt
Organism: Drosophila willistoni
Lineage: Eukaryota; Metazoa; Arthropoda; Insecta; Diptera; Drosophilidae
Product: cuticle protein LPCP-23
Exons: 2
Coding region: 44-508 (154 amino acids)
Source: RefSeq, a predicted model, not a curated record